AUGUGUGUUAUUGUUGCUUUGUUUUAUUCAAUGGGUAACGCUGCACUUAAACAACACUAUGAAACAGCAUCAAAAACGGGGGUCCUACAGAUAUCAGACUAUAAAUUAAAGGAAAUUCCAGAUGAUGUUUUUAAUUUGGCAGAACAGUUACGAAACUUGGAUGUGUCUAAAAACAAAAUAACUAAUAUAUCUGACGCUAUAAGCGAAUUGAAACAUUUAAAACAACUAAAUUUGUCAUCUAACACGAUACAAAUUCUGCCGUCUUCAAUAGAAAAUCUGAAAAAGCUAGAGUUAUUGAAUAUGUCAUUUAAUUCAUUAACAUCUCUUCCACCUGCGAUUUCAAGUUUAAGCAAUUUGAAGCAAAUAUAUUUGAAUAAUAACAAGAUAAAAAAGUUUCCCAUGGAGAUAUUGGGACUCCAAAACCUCGAUGUUGUGGAGCUUUCUCAUAAUAAACUGACAGAAGUUCCAAGUGGUAUGUCAAACUUGUUUGCCGCAGAAUUGAACCUGAGUCAGAAUGAGAUAUCUGUUUUAAGUGAAGAUUUAAGUCAAGCACCUCGGUUAAAAAUACUGCGGUUAGAGGAGAACUGCCUUAGUUUAGAUGCUAUAUUACCGAGCCUUUUAAGGGAUUCCAAAAUUCAUACACUAAAUGUAGACGGCAAUUUAUUUGAAUCAAAACAAUUAGCAUCAGUGGAAGGUUACAACGAGUAUACAGAAAGAUAUACAGCAAUGAAGAAGAAAAUGUUUUGA
Danaus chrysippus (African queen) is the source of this 747-nucleotide messenger RNA. Lineage: Eukaryota; Metazoa; Arthropoda; Insecta; Lepidoptera; Nymphalidae. The record is from the annotation of a GenBank genome assembly.